AUGGCACGACUACAAGUUAAUCACGUAAAGAGCGUAGCAAAGAUGUUACUUGCAAAGAAAAGCUCGAAAAACACAGUAGCCCAAAGCUUUGGUCUAUGCUCAGUCUGUUCACAUGCUCUCUCUACACCUACUUGGUGUCAAAGCUGUCAAGCCGCUUAUUUUCAAUCAUUUUUUUCGACCUGGUCUUCAUCAUCACCUGCUCUCAACACUCUCAUCCAACAAUCACAACUUAAUGCACAACAUGAACAUGAUUAUGUCGAGUGGAUCAAUUAUGACAGAAUCGAGCAAGUUCGACUUCUUAACAAGGGACAUUUCGGUGUAGUUUAUAAAGCAAUAUGGCUCGAUGGGCCGAGAAAAGUAUGGGACGAGAAAAAAGGGUGGACGAGAUCGGGAUGUACUAAAAUUGUCAUGAAAGCACUGAACGAUGAUAAUAACAUGUCGUCAUUCGAUGAAAUAAUGAGAGAGCUCGACACUAACAUAAAAUGCUCAUCUCAAGCACGAGGAGUAUUGCGUUGCUACGGCAUAACCAAAGAUCCCUCAACCGACACAUACAUGCUAGUUCUCGAAUGUUGCGCCAACGGCGAUUUACGUAAAUUUCUUCAAACAUCCUUUUCCACACUCGACUGGCCGACCCGCCUGUCCAUUCUUCACUCGAUAAUAAGCGGAAUACGCAUAAUACACGACAAGGGAUACGUCCACCGCGACAUACACAGCGGAAACGUGUUCAUCAAAGCAAAUCUCACCGCACUGGUAGGCGAUCUCGGCCUAUGUCGAUCUGCCGACGAGCCAUUCGCAAAGGCAAAAAUCAAUGGAAUAUUACCGUACAUUGCGCCCGAGUCUCUGAUCGGUUUCGGAUUUAGCAAGGCGUCCGACAUAUAUGCGUUUGGGAUAUUAAUGUGGGAGCUGUCGACCGGGACGACUCCGUUUUCGUAUCGCGCAUACGACGACGAAUUGUCCUAUGACAUUUGUAACGGAACGCGGCCUCGCAUUCAAGUCGGUACGCCGUCUCGUUAUAUGCGAUUAAUGCAGAAAUGUUGGGCGGAGGAUCCGGAAGUGCGACCUAGUGCAGAAGAGGUGUGCGCGAUUAUUGAACAAUGGUUGCAUGAGGAUGGGGCGAAGCAAGUGGAAGCGUGUGAAGAAAAGAUAAAACCGAGUGAAGAAAAGAUAAAACCGAGUGGUGGGUGGAUGAAUAGGAUUAGAAAGCGUGGGUGUGGUGUUAAAGUAGCAAAUGAUAAUAUGUGA
Molecule: messenger RNA, 1242 nt
Organism: Paraglomus occultum
Lineage: Eukaryota; Fungi; Glomeromycota; Glomeromycetes; Paraglomerales; Paraglomeraceae
Source: the annotation of a GenBank genome assembly